UGAUGAAUAAAAAGGGGUGGUUCCCCCUAUUGAAGAUGGAAUGAAUUUUUUUUUUCUUUCCGUUCUGUUUCUGCUUUUGUUUCUUAGAAGUGACACAGAUUGUUUCUGUUGCUUCGAGAACAAUAGAGGCUGAAGUUUGGGGACGGUUACCUCGAGUUUCACUAGGUGGAUUCACCUCGGGUGAAGCAACACUGAACUGCGAACUGUGGAUUUCGAUAAAGAGCAAGGUAUUUCUUCUUCUGGAUCUGUUAAUGAAUGGGUUGGAGAGGUCAGAGCUAACCACCAGAUAGUAAAGGUUUAUUCGAGGGUUCUUCUAGAGCGUCACCUUACCACAGUCUCUCGUUCAUCAACUGGUCCAAUUUAUUAACUCACUCCUUCAUCCCUCACCGACGUCACUCUUUUUACCACCCACCAACCACCAAGAUGAUCAUCUUCAAAACUCUCGUUACGGCGCUCGCCCUCACAACAAGCAACGUCCAAGCCGCCCCCCUCUUCGACUCCGUCACCACCUUCCUCACCCACCUCACCAACCCCCCUUCCGCCCAACACCUGGACAUUUCAACCCCCGGCUCCGACCCCACGGGUCUCAACACCUUAUCAACCCUCUCCUCCUCAGCCAAAGCGGCCCUCCAGAAGAACCAAGCCUACUUGCUUCUCAUCAACGCCACACCCUUCACUCUGCGCAAGACAGGCGGACAUUCCUACCAGAUGCCUGUUUGGGACAACAGUUUCCCGGAUGUUGUGCAACCGGGAAGCAGCGUGCGGGUGAAGAUUGAGGCCAAGACGCAUAAGGAUGAUGCGGCGGAGAUGAGCUAUGUUGUUGAUGAGUUAAAAAGUGAAGGAGGAGGAGGGGAGGUGGAGUUCCAGUACCGCGGACGGGACGGGCCCGUGUUGCAGGUGGAAUGGAAGAGUUUGGCGGCUAUGAAUAACCCCGUCGGGUCAGUCAGGAGGUUGGAUUGGCAUCAGGGGAAUAACAUGCCUUUUGUCCUUUCUGCUGCGCCGUCGGCUAUGAGCCAAGUUUCUGGUGGAUCGGGGGCGAAUGCGAAAUUUGAUCCCGCUCAAGAGCUGAUGGCGAGCCCGGGCCUGCCGACGGGGUGGAUGAAGCAGGCGUAUGGGCGGAUGCAUUGUUUGAAGCUGAGGGAAAUCAGUCUUCCCGGAACACAUAACAGCGGCAUGUCGCUGCUCACUGGCGGUACGCCCCUGGUUAAAGCCAGACCGGAGUCGGUGCAGUGUCAUUCUAGUCAGAUGACGGUUGGCAAGCAGUUGGAGGCGGGAGCGAGAUGGUUCGAUGUCCGCCCUGUGAUUGCGGGCGGGAAGUGGGCGACGGGGCACUAUACCUUUUUUGACGGUAUCAAGCUGCCCUCGGGACUGGAUAAGGUUCCUGGCUUGGGCGAUUUGGCGAAGGAGAUUGGAAAGCUGGGAGGGGGUGAUAAAGAAAAGGUGUUGGAUGGGUGGCAGGGGGGGAAUGGCCAGUUGGUGGCGGAUAUCGUGAGGGAGGUGAAUGAGUUUACGGAGAAGAACCCGGGCGAGCUGGUGGUGAUUAAUUUGAGUCAUGGCCUCAACACCGAUACCUUCUCCGGCAACCCCAAGGCCCAUCUUACCCAGCAGGAGUGGGAGAACCUGAUGACCCAGCUACUGGCUGUCAAAAACCGGGCUACGCACAUCACGACGCCCAACACCGACCUCACCUACCUUAAACUCUCCGACCUGCUCCCGCCUUCCGACCCAUCAAAGCCCAACGAUGCCUCCCGCGCUGCGACCGUCCUCUUCGUCGUUGACGACAUCACCUCCGACAACAAACACGUCGAUCUCUCCAAGUUUGCCAACCAGGGUUUCUUCUUCCGCGGCCAGCUCGCCAUCUUCGACUCCUACGCCAACACCAACAACCUGAAUAACAUGAUCACUGACCAGUUCUCCAAGCUGCAGACGCAUCGGACCAAGGCGGAUGAUGCCAUGUUUUUGUUGUCUUGGACACUGACGCAGCCCGUCGAGACCAUGAUUACCGGUAGUAUCGUCAAGUAUGGAGUAGAUGCCAACAGGGCGUUGGGUGAGAAACUGUGGGCGCAGGGCGAGAUGAAUGGGCAGAGGUAUCCGAAUGUGGUGAGUGUUGAUGCUUUUGAUGGCGAUGGAGAGGUGGCCGGGUUGGUGGCGGGGAUUAAUUGGUGGUUGGCGGGGGAGUGCCCUGCUUUGUAAAGUGGGAGCAUCAGUUUGGUGAAUGGUGACGCGAGCAAGGAAGAUACGAGAUAUGUAAUGGAGAUGAGUUUAUUUUUCACUGCACAUACAUUCACCAGUAUUGUUUUUACACGUAAA
Molecule: messenger RNA, 2310 nt
Organism: Neurospora tetraspora
Lineage: Eukaryota; Fungi; Ascomycota; Sordariomycetes; Sordariales; Sordariaceae
Product: PLC-like phosphodiesterase
Exons: 1
Coding region: 424-2193 (589 amino acids)
Biological process (GO): lipid metabolic process
Molecular function (GO): phosphoric diester hydrolase activity
Source: RefSeq, a predicted model, not a curated record